AUGGAGAACGGUCAAACAAUCGCAACUUGUAAAAGAUUAACACAAAAACCUGGAGUACAUUCAGUCAAUGCUAUGAAAGCAGCAGGAUUUCAUUAUACAAAUGAUAAAGAUGCGGCCCGUUGUGAUGCCUGUGGACUUGAAGUGUCUGGGUGGACAAUUGAUAUGAAACCAUUUACUAUUCAUUCACAACGCAGUUCAACAUGUACUUUCAUACGUUCAAUAAAACCAAAAGGAAUGAUUUCGGCUUCCUCAAUACUUAAUCCUACUUCAACUAUUUCAACAUUGAUUGCUGAUGAACCAUUUACUAAGAGACGGAAAGUCGAAGUACUACAAAAUGGCUUUCAAUUGAAUGUACUCACAGAAAAUAUGUUAAAACAAGUACGACAAAGAACGUUUUCUCAUUGGCCACAUCGUAUAAUUCUAUCAACAGCACAAAUGAUAGAAUCUGGAUUUUUCUACUGCAAUGUAGGUGAUCGAGUAAUAUGUAUUUAUUGUAACCUCAUAUGUCAACAAUGGACACCACAUACUGAUGAUCCAUGUGAAGUACAUAAAACUCUUUCGCCCAAUUGUAUAUACGUUACAGCUAAAUUAAUUCGUCCUGCAGCUUCAUCUAUAAUUAUUGUAAAUGAAAACUCAACAAGUUCAACGCAAAAUAUGAAUUCAUCAACAGCAACUGGUCUCGAUCCAUUAAGAUCUAAUGAAAUAGUAUUUACAGCUGUAUGUAAUCCUGCAUAUACUGAAAUACCAAAACGCCAUGCAUCAUUUGGUCUCUGGCCAGCUGAAAAUUUACCAUCAAUCGAUGAUUUAGUUCGAGCAGGAUUUUUUUAUACAGGCACUAAAACUAUUGUGACUUGCUUUUAUUGUAAUGGAUCAUUAGAAAACUGGCAACCAAAUCAUGAUCCAAUGAUCGAACAUGCUCAAUGGUUUCCACACUGUGCCUAUGCUAAACAACUUUGUGGUGAUGAUUUAUAUCGAAAAAUUCAAGAAUCAAAACGAGCACAACAAGAACGCGCCAGAGCAAAUGAAUCAAAAGAAAAGGCAGCUCUGGGUAUGCCAGCAAGUACUACUACUACUACCUCAACUACAACAGACAACGGACAGUUACUAAUACCUGAUGAAAGUACUCUAUCUGAACUUGUUAAACAACGACUAGGGCUACCAAUCUCACAACGUUUAUUAGAUCAAAAAUUUAAACUAUCUAUUAUCAAACGAUGUUGGGAAGAUCAAUUACGAUUGAAGCAAGAUGAUUUUGUAUCGGAGUGUGAUUUAUAUAUUGCUUGUUUAAUUCUUCAGAAACAAAUCGAACAUAUUGAUAGUAAAGAAGAGAACGUUGUUAUACCAAAAAUGCGUACUCCGGAACAAACAUUAGCUACAACGCAAUCAAUGACGAAUUUUACUGAUGCUGAUAUGACUACAUCAUCUCCAUCAUCAACAAAUGAAUCUAUAUCUACACAAUCUUCAGUUAAUUCAACAUCAUCAAAUCCUUGUAGUGUCUGUUUAACAGAAGAAACAAGAUUAGCUUGUAUACCUUGUGGUCAUUUAGCAACAUGUGUACCAUGUGGUCAUUCAUUACGAUCCUGUCCAAUAUGUCGACGAAAGAUUGAAUCUUUCGUCAGAAUCUAUAUCUAA
Adineta steineri is the source of this 1629-nucleotide messenger RNA. NCBI's taxonomy places the organism in Eukaryota, Metazoa, Rotifera, Eurotatoria, Adinetida, Adinetidae. The record is from the annotation of a GenBank genome assembly.